GCUGGAAAAUGGCGGUGCCCUUGUUACAAUGGGGACUGUUGUUGAUCACUUGUUAGCCAAUUUACUGUGAAUAACUGCGGAUUAUUCGUUCGCCGGUCUGUUUUAGGUGACUUACUCCGACGCCUACAUGUUAAAGCAGUCCAGUGCAGCGGGUCCAUCCACCGCCUCCCCUCAAUCAAUGAAGGAAUCCAAGGAGAAUCUAUCAAUGACUGGCCAAUCAAUUCUGGAUCACAUCAAGCCAUGCUGGUACUGGGACAAGAAGGAUUUAGCCCACACCCCCUCUCAGUCUGAGGGCCUGGACCCUGGCACAGAGGCCCGAUAUCGGAGAGAGGGAGCCCGCUUCAUAUUCGACGUGGGGACCAGACUUGGCCUACACUAUGACACCCUGGCAACUGGCAUCAUAUAUUUCCACCGCUUCUACAUGUUUCACUCCUUCAAGCAGUUUCCCAGAUAUGUGACUGGUGCUUGCUGCCUUUUCCUGGCUGGGAAAGUAGAGGAAACCCCAAAGAAGUGCAAAGACAUCAUCAAAACAGCUCGGAGCUUACUGAAUGAUGUGCAGUUUGCCCAGUUUGGAGAUGAUCCGAAGGAAGAGGUGAUGGUGUUGGAGAGAAUCCUGCUCCAAACGAUCAAAUUUGACCUGCAGGUGGAGCAUCCCUACAUGUUCCUGCUGCGCUACGUCAAACAACUCAAAGGGGACAAGAACAAAGUGUGCAAGGUGCUACAGAUGGCAUGGACCUUUGUCAAUGACAGCCUGUGCACCAUGCUGUCUCUGCAGUGGGAGCCAGAGAUCAUCGCUGUGGCCGUCAUGUACCUGGCAGGCCGCCUGUGUAAGUUUGACAUCCAGGAGUGGACCGCCAAGCAGUCGUCACGCCGCUGGUGGGAGCAAUUUGUCCAGGAUGUUCCAGUGGAGCUACUUGAAGACAUUUGCCACCAGAUUCUGGACCUUUACUCCCAGGGGAACAAGCCUAUCCCUCAACAGAUGCAGGAGAAGGAGCGGACGCCCGCUCUCCCGACCCCUGCUCCUCCAGCUCCACAGGGGGCGCCCCCAGCCGCCAACCCGCCUCCCCCGCCACCAAAGAAGACUUCCCCUCAGGGUGGCAGCCCUGCACGCCAGCUCAAACGCUCACAUACAUCCCCAAAAGAUGAACCAAAGGCUCCAGAACAAGUCGGAUCAAAGAUUCCUCGACUGGAGAGCCCCAUGCCUCCGCUGCCGACAUCGCAGCCUCCCCCAGCUCCUCCCACAGAAGCAGAACCAGUGAGCGAGACGGCUCCUCCGCCGCCGCACGCUCCACCUCCACACCAGCCCCCUCCCCUGCCCCACCGCCCUCCUCCGCCUCCGCCCUCCAACUACAUCAUGUCCACCACCAGCUCCUACAUGUCCGGAGAAGGCUACCAGAGCCUGCAGUCCAUGAUGAAGACAGAGGGUCCCUCCUACGCCCCCAUGCCGCCCAGCUACGCGCCCCCAAUACCGCCGUAUCACCCGCACGUCUAUCCGCCACCUGCAGCACCACCUCCUGGCCCACCGCCUCCUCCCUCCACCUACCCGCCACCCAACUUGCCGCCAACCUAUCCGCCGCCGGGGUACAACAGCUACCCUCCUCCGCCGCCUCCACGCAUGCCGCCAGGCCACGUACCCCCACCAGGGAUAGGCCUCCCGCCUACUGGUUACCCUCCUCCACCUCCGGUGCCCCCAGGACAGUCACAAGUGCCCCUGCCCCCUCCACCUGGCAUGCCUCUGAACCGCGGUGGGUGGAUGAGAUGAGAGUGUGAGCCUAUUAACUGGGGCAGCUGUGCAGAGCCACAAUUGGGGAUGAGAAGCUCUCGGAAGACAACCAGAGACUUAUUAUUCUGGUACUAACCAAGGAAACGGGAGCUUCUUUAGCACAACUUCUGAUGAACAGACGCUGAGGUUGUGAACGAAGACCUGUUAGCAAAUAGACUUGAAAGGAAAAGUGAGGUCUGGACAGUAUUGUUAUGAGAACCAGAGGUGGUGGGGAAAGUUCCCAGUGCGAAUCUUGAAAUAUUUUUGAAAUGGGGGCUUAAAUUUGUACAGGAUGGUCGUUAAGCUGGGCUCACACUGCAGGAGUUUUGAGAUGACUAACCCCUGUUUCAGCCUUCCGGACAAUCGGAGGAGAAAUCUGGUCUGUGAUCUUUGUUUGAAUCCUAGCAAUGUGAGGAGUUCACAGAUCCACACUUGCACCUUGUGAACCACUCGCUCCCAUCGAGGCCGUCCUGUUAAUAUCAAACAUGCUGAUAUUUAUGAGUUAAAAUCUGGAUAGUUACAGUUAUCACCCUGGCACCAUUCUAGCCUUUGAGACCAACAUUAGCUCCAGAUAAUAAGGCUGAUAGUCACUUCUUUUUUUCUCUUCCGCAUUUGUUUAUCUUUCUGCUUUUGUUUCUUUCCUCCCUGCAGAGUUUUAUUGACUUUUCAGCAAGUUGUUGCUCCAUUUUGUUUGCAUCUGUUUCUUCGUGAGGCGGUGCGCUGCUCCGUGACUUCUCUCUCCUUCUAGCAAGAUAACCUGUGAUGUGUGAUGCACCAUUAUUUUUAAAUCUAGUUUGAUACGUGUCUGAGUUUAGAGACAAGAAUAUGUGUAGUUUCUCCUUCUGUGCUUGUGAUUCGGAUUGAAACCUCCUCCAGUGUGAGCCCAGCUUCAGGGUGCCUAAUUCCAGGAUCUUAUAACAAACACUGUCCAGUCAUUGUUUUUGUUCUGGGAAUGUACCAAGAAAUAUUGGCACUCUGAUUUGUAUAUGUUUUUUUUUCUUCUUUUGUCACACAUGCUCUGUCACUAAUUGCGGGUGGAUGAAAGGAUCCAUUUUUCACUUUUCUUUGGAGUAGUUCACAGGUUGAGACUUACACGACUGUCUGUAGUCUAUUAGCCUUAUCAUCUGUUCUGGAUUUCCUGAAUGUCUGGUCAUUUUUUUUUCUCCAUUUUUCACAGCAUUCCCACUUGUUUUGCUAAGAAAAACAAGAGUGUAAUAAACAAUGUUGAGAUAGUUGGGUUUGCAGCAGUUAAAUCUAAAAAGGACUGUCACACUGAAAGACUUGAAAACAAACAUGCUGUACAUACAAAGCGUUGGAGAACAUACAGUUUAACACGAGCUGCAACGAUUAACCGAUGAGUCGUCUAUUAAAUUUAUCGACAACUAAUUUGAGUAUGUUUUUAAGAAGAAAAAACUCUGAUGUCCGCUUCCUAAACUGGAAUAUUUUGUGUUUUCUUUCCUCUAUUAUGACAAUAAGCUGAAAAUCUUUGGGUUGUGGACAAAACAAGACGUUUAGGAGGUCAUCAGAUGGACAUUUUUUAAAUUAUUUUCUGACCAAACUAAUCGAUUAAUCAAGGAAACCACUGACUAUGAAGAUGUCUGUUAGUUGCAGCUCUAGUUAACGCAUAACAAAUCUUUCUGUCGUUACAUUUUACUCGGAGGUAAAAUGUGAGAUGUGUCUGCUGCCAUUAGAUGCUGUCAUUUCAUUUCAUUUUAUCACAGUGUUCUUAUUUUCUCCUAGAUUUUUUUUAGUGAAUCUGCACUGCAGACAGUAUUAAAUGAAGUACAGAGCAGAAACCCUGUCGUCGAAUCAACCGCGUCUAACACUGGACAGUCUGAGGUAUACAUAUACACAUAUAUAUGUACAUGUCAGAUGUUUUCAUUUAGACAGAUGUUUUUGAGAGCUUCUAUCUAUAUGUGCCUUAGUCGGGCUUCUCUGUUCUGUAUCCUGCACGCAGCUUUGGUUUAGUGUGUGAAUGGUUCUUAUGACAUUAAAGACCUGCUUUUCCUAGUUUCA
Messenger RNA from Stegastes partitus (bicolor damselfish), 3778 nucleotides. RefSeq names its product cyclin K (gene ccnk). Lineage: Eukaryota; Metazoa; Chordata; Actinopteri; Pomacentridae. The record is from RefSeq and is a predicted model, not a curated record. Gene Ontology annotation, biological process: regulation of transcription by RNA polymerase II. Bases 128 to 1762 code for a protein of 544 amino acids. The transcript has 11 exons. Gene Ontology annotation, molecular function: cyclin-dependent protein serine/threonine kinase regulator activity.